UGUCACUUCCCUGCGCACAACAAGGUAAACUGAGUGGUCAAAUUAUACAACAUGGCCGCGGUUUGUGCAGCGUCUCGUGUCCUCACAAAAAGGGUGCUGUCAUCUAAAGCACUUCCAGCAGUUUGCACUGGCAGCUCCAGGAAUUUACACUUCUCCAUCUACGGGAAAAGGGACAAUGCAAAGGUUUCAAACAAUAUCUCCACCCAAUACCCAGUGGUAGACCAUGAAUUUGAUGCAGUGGUGGUGGGUGCCGGUGGGGCUGGACUGCGGGCUGCCUUUGGUCUGUCCGAGGCUGGCUUCAACACGGCUUGUGUCACCAAACUCUUUCCCACCAGGUCUCACACAGUGGCAGCACAGGGUGGAAUCAAUGCAGCCCUUGGCAACAUGGAGGGUGAUGAUUGGAGAUGGCACUUCUAUGACACAGUGAAAGGAUCUGAUUGGCUGGGAGACCAGGAUGCUAUCCAUUACAUGACAGAGCAGGCCCCAGCAGCUGUCGUGGAGCUGGAGAACUUUGGCAUGCCAUUCAGCCGCACAGAGGACGGGAAGAUCUACCAGCGCGCUUUCGGAGGCCAGAGCCUGAAGUUCGGGAAGGGUGGCCAGGCGCACAGGUGCUGCUGUGUGGCGGACAGGACCGGGCAUUCCCUCCUACACACACUCUACGGCCGGUCCUUGAGGUAUGACACCAGUUACUUUGUGGAGUACUUUGCCUUGGACCUACUGAUGGAGGAAGGCGAAUGCAGGGGGGUGAUUGCACUGUGCAUGGAGGACGGGUCCAUCCACCGCUUCAGAGCCAAGAACACCGUCAUUGCCACAGGGGGCUACGGCCGUACCUUCUUCAGCUGUACCUCGGCCCACACCAGCACAGGAGACGGCAAUGCCAUGGUGACCCGGGCUGGGCUCCCCUGCCAGGACCUGGAGUUUGUCCAGUUCCACCCUACAGGUAUCUACGGAGCUGGCUGUCUGAUCACGGAGGGUUGCCGUGGAGAGGGUGGAAUCCUCAUCAACAGUGAGGGCGAGCGGUUCAUGGAGCGCUACGCUCCCAACGCCAAGGACCUGGCCUCCAGAGACGUGGUAUCCCGCUCCAUGACCGUGGAGAUCCGGGAGGGAAGGGGCGUGGGCCCGGAAAAGGACCACGUGUACCUGCAGCUGCACCACUUGCCCCCUCAGCAGCUGGCCAGCCGCCUGCCCGGCAUCUCUGAGACCGCCAUGAUCUUCGCCGGCGUGGACGUCACCAAAGAGCCGAUCCCUGUCCUUCCCACAGUCCACUACAACAUGGGCGGGAUCCCCACCAACUACAGGGGCCAGGUGAUCACCUACAAAGACGGUGCAGACCAGUUGGUGCCGGGGCUGUAUGCCUGCGGAGAAUCUGGCUGUGCCUCCGUCCACGGGGCCAACCGACUGGGAGCCAACUCCCUGCUGGACCUGGUGGUGUUCGGCCGCGCCUGCGCCCUUACCAUCGCGGAAAUCUGCACGCCUGGAGAGAAGCUGGCACCUCUGAAGCCCAAUGCUGGUGAGGAGUCUGUGGCCAACCUGGACAAGAUAAGAUAUGCCAAUGGAAACACCCGGACGUCUGAGAUCAGGCUGAACAUGCAGAAGACUAUGCAGAACCACGCUGCGGUGUUCCGUACCGGCUCUGUACUGCAGGAGGGCUGCGUCAAAAUGGAUGCCAUCUACCAGGUGCUAGAUGACAUCAAGACCUUUGACAGAGGUAUCGUGUGGAACACUGACCUGGUGGAGACCCUGGAGCUGCAGAACCUGAUGCUGAAUGGCGUCCAGACCAUCCACUCCGCCGAGGCCCGCAAGGAGAGCAGGGGCGCCCACGCCCGGGAGGACUUCAAGGACCGUGUGGAUGAGUACGACUAUUCCAGGCCUCUGCAGGGACAGGAAAAGUUGCCCUUUGAGAAGCACUGGAGGAAGCACACGCUGUCGUACGUGGACCCAAAGACCGGCAAGGUCACGCUGGAGUACAGACCCGUGAUUGAUAGUUCAUUGUCUGAGGAAGAAUGUGCACAUAUCCCUCCUGCCAUCCGCUCCUAUUAAGCACCUCUCGAACAGUCCUUAUUUAUAAGCCAACUCUGCUUUUCAUGGUUGUUCCAAUAAAACCAGUUUAACAUGUGGUCUUCAUACAGUACAUAAGAUACAGCAUAGGACAUUUUGUGUUUGUUAAUAAAUUGUGCUGUACACUUCAGUGAAUUCUUCAAACAGUGUGGUCCAUGAGCAUAUUUCAGUACAUUUGCUAUAGUUGUUUCAGGCAAAUUAAUGAAUAUUUAAUAUUUAAAUAUGGGAUGAUUCUGUAAAACAACUACUGUUAGUCAAGAGAGCAGACUCCACUUAAAUAAUGCCAAUAAGAUACUGUUUUUACUUGUUCUUCAUAUUCAGUGGCCUUCAUAUUCAGGGGAUUACAUUAUCACAUGUAUUCACAUUUCUAUCUUGCAUGUCGUGUUUGUAGUAUUUAUUUGAGCUCAAUAAAAUCGCUCCAGUUACCCAGCACGGUCUGAGAAUGGCUACUGUGUAUAUAACUGGUAUGGUUCAACUUCACUUAACUCGUCUUCCUAAUCUUUACAUCUCGGAAUACUGAAUCACCAACUGGCCCCAUUUGAGCAGCCUGUACUACUAUGUGCUCUGAAGGGCUUGAAGGGUUAAGCUAUAGGAAGCAAUUGUGACCAUUUAAGAAUGUGUUCACAGCUUGCCAGUAGCCCUGUUACCUUCUUUCUUGCAGCUUCCGAGUCUUUUUGCUGGCCUAUUCUGUCACAAAACUCAUGAUCGUUUGCAUUUUAAAUUGAGUACAUGAAACUUUAACCACGCACAAAAUGAUUAUGUGUGUUGAUGUAACCAGUCUUGCAUAUUGCUCCAAUUUAUGUUGUAAGUAUUUAUUUGAAAGGGUAAAACAUGAGAGCUUAAUUUAGAAAUAAGAAAUAUUGACAUUUGGAGAAAUUGUUUUGCAUAAAAUAAAUAUGGACUUGUUUCCCCCUUUCA
This is a messenger RNA of Conger conger (European conger), 2976 nucleotides long. RefSeq names its product succinate dehydrogenase complex, subunit A, flavoprotein (Fp) (gene sdha). The transcript has 15 exons. Bases 52 to 2040 code for a protein of 662 amino acids. The record is from RefSeq and is a predicted model, not a curated record. Gene Ontology annotation, molecular function: electron transfer activity; flavin adenine dinucleotide binding; succinate dehydrogenase (quinone) activity. Gene Ontology annotation, biological process: tricarboxylic acid cycle; mitochondrial electron transport, succinate to ubiquinone. Lineage: Eukaryota; Metazoa; Chordata; Actinopteri; Anguilliformes; Congridae.